Molecule: messenger RNA, 821 nt
Organism: Ananas comosus (pineapple)
Lineage: Eukaryota; Viridiplantae; Streptophyta; Magnoliopsida; Poales; Bromeliaceae
Product: 40S ribosomal protein S12
Exons: 5
Coding region: 148-561 (137 amino acids)
Biological process (GO): translation
Cellular component (GO): cytosolic small ribosomal subunit; ribosome
Molecular function (GO): structural constituent of ribosome
Source: RefSeq, a predicted model, not a curated record
GGGGUGGGCUACAUAUAAAAACUCAUCUCUCUCGCCCCUGCGCCGACCCCUCUCUCACAAAACCCUAACGCAAACCCUAGGUCGCGAGCUUCGCGGAGAAGUGUUUCGGAUCCUUUUUUGAUCGAUUGGAGCUCACAUCAAGCUAACAUGGCGGAAGAUAUUGCAGUUGAAACACCCGCUCCGGCUCUCGGAGAGCCCAUGGAUUUGAUGACUGCUUUGCAGCUUGUGUUGAAGAAAUCGGCAGCUCAUGAUGGGCUCGCGAAGGGACUCCGGGAGGCUGCAAAAUCAAUUGAGAAGCACGCAGCGCAGCUCUGUAUACUUGCUGAGGAUUGCGACCAGCCCGACUAUGUGAAGCUGGUUAAAGCUCUCUGUGCGGACCAUAAUGUUCACCUGGUCACAGUGCCUAGUGCUAAAACUCUUGGCGAAUGGGCGGGGCUUUGCAAAAUUGACUCGGAGGGAAAAGCAAGGAAAGUUGUAGGGUGCUCCUGUGUGGUUAUCAAGGAUUACGGAGAAGAAUCAGAGGGUCUUAAUAUAGUUCAGGAGUAUGUCAAAUCACACUGAGAGAUGGUCCUUUAUUAUAUCCACUCAACUUAGAGGAAAAAAAUGCUUUAAGCUGUUGUAGCCCUCUUAGAGUAAUGAGCAUGGAGUUUUGCGGCUCGGAACAUUAUUUGUUUUCUUUAAGUGUGACCUAAGAUUCUUAACUCGGUAUUUUAUUCAGUGAUUAGCAUUUUAUGCUGGGACGGUUUGCUUAAUGCCUUGCAGCAAAUUAUGAUGAGACAAAUAGUGUUCUUUAUCUACUUUCUCAUCCUUUAUUUUUUUUU